Messenger RNA from Salarias fasciatus (jewelled blenny), 1425 nucleotides. RefSeq names its product dematin actin binding protein (gene dmtn). Gene Ontology annotation, biological process: cytoskeleton organization; lamellipodium assembly; actin filament bundle assembly. Bases 263 to 1396 code for a protein of 377 amino acids. The transcript is spliced from 16 exons. Gene Ontology annotation, cellular component: actin cytoskeleton; plasma membrane. Gene Ontology annotation, molecular function: actin filament binding. The record is from RefSeq and is a predicted model, not a curated record. NCBI's taxonomy places the organism in Eukaryota, Metazoa, Chordata, Actinopteri, Blenniiformes, Blenniidae.
GCAACAGGAAACCAGCCUCCUCCUCCUCCUCUUCCUCCUCCUCUUCCUCCUCCUCCUCCUCUGUCUGUCGGGGCUUUAAAGGCAGGUUUCUGCCACCCCUCCUCCUCAUCCUCAUCCUCUUCCUCUUCCUCCUCCACCCUCCAUCCUUCCUCCAGCUCCUCCUGGAUGCGCUCGGCUCACUUCGGCUCAGUUCGGCUCUUUUCGGCUGCGUUCGGAGGAUUUCCCGGAACGUUCUGAGCUUCGCCGCCGUCGGGACGCCGCCAUGCAGAAGGUGGAGGGACGGAUGUCCUCCGUCAGCCUGUCGUCCUCCAGGGCUCCCAGCGCACCGGGCUCUCCAGCCGCCGGCAUCACGGCCCGGGUGGACGACCAGCUGGUGGCCUACAGGGACCUGGCCGCUCUGCCCAGAGACAAAGCCAUCCUGCAGGUGGAGCGACCCGACCUGAUGACCUACCAGCCCCACCUCAGCUUCUCCCCCCUGGACCCCCCCCGCAGAGAGCGUUCUCUGUCUCCUCCGCCCACGUCUCCCAGCAGGUCUCCUGAGGUCAAGGUUCUCAAGGAGGAGAGUGAGAACGUUUCCCCCGGAGGUUCCACGCUGACACUGCAGGCAGAACGCAAGCUCAGCGGCAGCCUGCAGCACUUCCACCGGCCAGAUAACGGGACGAACAUCUACAGGAAGCCCCCCAUCUACAAACAAGAUCUCUCCAGGCCUCCGGAGCUCGUCUCCUCCAGAGUCGUCCAGUCGGCCAAGUUCCCGGCGGCUCAGCCUCCAGACCCCAACCAGCCGUCCAAGAUCGAGACCGAGUACUGGCCCUGCCCCCCCUCGCUGGCCGCCAUGGAGAUCGAGUGGAGGAAGAAGAAGUUGCAGGAGGAAGACGAGCUCCAGGAUCUGAGCGAGGAGAACACAACGCUGCAGGAGCAGGAGCUGGAGAAGAUUAAAUCCAAUCUGGGUCGUUUGAUCCUGAAGGAGGAGAAAGAGAAAGAAGUGAGCUUCAGGAGGAAAACCCAGUCGCUGCCCGACAGGACGCACGGCAGUUUGUCCUCCGGUGCCUCGAAGUCUCCGUCUCGCUCCGGUUUGACCAGAAUGCAGUCAGCAGAGUUUUCCACGGACUCGGAGAAGGGACGAUCAGCUGCUCAGAACGGAGAAGCUCGCAAGGAGCGACUGGACCGAGGAAACUCUCUGCCCAGCAUCCUGGAGCAGAAGGUUUACCCCUACCAGGCUCUGAUGGUGACCCACAGGGGGCGCUGUAAGCUGCCUCCCGGAGUCGACCGCACCCGGCUGGAGAGGCACCUGGCCCCAGAGGAGUUCCUGCAGGUGUUCGGGAUGCCGAUGGCCGAGUUCGACCGCCUGUCGCUAUGGAGACGGAACGAGCUGAAGAAGAAAGCCUCGCUUUUCUAACAGGAAGUGACCUCACGAGCAGGAGAAAC